This is a messenger RNA of Balearica regulorum gibbericeps (East African grey crowned-crane), 1494 nucleotides long. RefSeq names its product matrix extracellular phosphoglycoprotein (gene MEPE). Gene Ontology annotation, cellular component: extracellular matrix. Lineage: Eukaryota; Metazoa; Chordata; Aves; Gruiformes; Gruidae. The record is from RefSeq and is a predicted model, not a curated record. Gene Ontology annotation, biological process: biomineral tissue development. Gene Ontology annotation, molecular function: extracellular matrix protein binding.
AUGCAAACAGCACUUGUGUGCCUGUGCCUGUGCCUGCUCAGCACGGCUCUCUCAACACCUGUGCCGCCGCCGCCGCUGCCUGGGAGAGCUGCUGGAAACUGCGUGGGACAGCACCGGAUACUGUUCAAAGGCUGCAAUGCCAAGCAUGGCUUCUAUGUUUUCAAAUAUGUCUACUCAUUCUCAACGCGGAGGAACCAGACGCAGAUAAAGAAGGAAGAGGCCGACAGCCAGAGCACUGUCCCCAGUCAUCGGCUGGGCAAGGACAAUGCCAGGUGGGGGCUGACGGAGGACGGGGCAGCCCUGGAGCGAGGUGACAAUGGCAGCACCAGUGCAAUGGAGAAUGGGACUGGCUUCAAGCCCAAAAACCGCAGCGCCCCAGGCAUUGGUGGGGAUGCUCACAGUCCUCGCCCGGGAACCAGCACACGCGCGCGCAGUGGUGUCGGCAUCAUGAGUACCCCCCUGGCCAGCUCAGAGGGCAGCGGCGACUUGGAUUUGGUGGUUGAAGUCGAUGGUGGUGUUUCCAUUGUCCCCCAGGGCAGACACCCCAAUGAGGCUGUGGCGGGGAACAGGUCCAGUGUCAGGAGUGAGGACAGGGAUGACGGUGCCCCCAGGGGUGUUCCAGUGGAGUGGGCCACGACAGCCAGGAGGGAGAGGGCCCCUGCCACCGGAGGGGCCGGGGAUGAGGGCAGCGGUGAGGCCACUGUACCUGGCCAAGGGAGCACAGGGACGGGAGGCACCGCUCUUGCCUCUGUCACGGAGAAGAUGGAGGACGUCCAAGUUGAUGCCGAAGGUGUGGAUGAAUAUACUUACAUCCCUGACUCGGGCAGCGUCACCGUCCCCCGUGGGAAGAUGGGCAGCACAGCGAAGGCCACCAGCUUCACCCAAAUCUCUCCAGACAGGGAUGAUGAGGUCAAUAUCUUCAUUGGGAGGGCCAACAUCCACGUGGGGGAGCAAGAAACCACCCAAGCUGGUGCCAUUGUUGGCAGCAAGGAUGAUGGUAUCCCCGCUAUGGGAACGAGCAGUCCCCUGCCCAGGCUGGGUGUCGCUGCAGCACACGAUGACGACGACAUCCCUGCUCGCAGGCAACCUGAAGGACUGGCCACCAUGGCCACCCCAAGCCAUGGGCACAGCGUCACCACCAGCCCCAGGGUCAGCCGUCCCACAGGAGAUGAUGAGGAUGGUGCCACCACUGUUGGUGAUGAAGAAGGACCAGUGGCCCCUGGCCCCUGGAGGGUUGCUGGUGGUGACGUUACCAUCCCCGCAGGGGUUGGCAUCCAUGGGAACAGUGAUGAUGAGGCGAGAGGUGAGGGGCAGAGGUUCAAGGGGAGGCCAGGCCACCUGGCUGUCACCACCCCCCGCCAGGGAGGUGACAAGGAGGCUGCAGGUGCUGUCCCAGCCGAGGGGGCCAGCAUCCGCCUGGGCACUACCACAGCUUCCCCCGGGGUGAGCGAGGGGGACUGUACCACAGCCCUGGGGAUGGCCAGUGGCCACAAG